AUGGAAGAUUUAGAUUCUAAUGCAGUAAAUUCACCAUUAGAAACUGAAGAACCAGAUAACAUAGUUCAAAUCCAUCAUCAUGAAAGUGGUCAUAGGGGUUGGAAAUGUAAUUACUGCAAUGAUGAAAAUUUGCGUGCAACAGAUUUGAAUAUGAAUACACAUCUAGCCCUAAUUUGCCAAAAUGUUCCACUUGACAUUAGACAAGAUUGCUUACGAAACUUUCCAGUACCAAAUAAAAGAAGGACAAUUGUACAUGACAUCGCCAGUAGUUCACAACCACGAAUUGACAGUAAAUUUCAAAGCAUUAGCAAAAUGGAUCCUGGGCAAGAACAAUUAUGUCAUAAGGCAUUAACACGACUCUUUAUAUGCUGUGGAAUUCCUUUUUGGAUUGUUGAAACACGUAUUACAAUUUCAAUUGAAAAAGAGCUUCAAAAUGAAAAUAAUCUAACAUUAGAUUACUCUCAUAAGUCUCAUACUGCAAUAUUUACGGCUGAUGAAAUUGAAAAAGUUUUAGUAGAUGUUGGUGUUACUAAAUUCGGAGCUGUUGUAUCUGAUGGAGCUUCAGCGAUGUCACUUGCAAAACAAUAUAUUUCAGAUAAAUAUCCUAGAAUAUUACCGAUUCGCUGUAUUGCACACAAUAUCCAGUUAAUUUGUAGUGACAUUAUUUGCAAAACCUUAUUUGGAAAAAAAGUAUUACGCCAAUGUCAAUCUUUUGUAACAUAUUUUCAUGCGUCUUAUCGUGCUGGAGCAAUUCUGCGUAAUGAAAUAAUUAACUCUAUGAUAAACAAGGGAGGAUUAAAAAGUUCAGUUUGUUUACGAUGGUCAUCUGCAUAUGACUGUGUACAAUCGGUUCUUAACUUAGAAAUAUGUUUUAAACAGAUUUUAGAUGAGAAUGAGUCUUCUAUGAUACCGGAAUUACAGAAGCUUACACGCGAUCGACAAUUUUGGGUAAAUGUUGAAGUUUUGGCUAAAGUUCUAUCUCCAGCCAAAAAUGCUAUUAAAAUAGUUGAAUCUAAAGCUACAACAACAGCAGAUAUUUUUUUAUUUCUCGUUCAAAUGGCAUCAGCUAUUAACACACUUAGUGCAAAUGAUUUAUCAGAACGUACUGAAUUUCGCAAACAAUGUAUUCAAUUUUAUAAUAAACGUUGGAAAGAAUUUGAUAUAAAAUUUUAUAUUUUAGCAUAUUUUCUUCAUCCAAAAUAUCGAGGAAAAGGUAUGAAAGAUCCAGUAUUUCAUCAAAUUUUAUAUACGGCCCUUGAAAUUUGGAAAAAGAUUGGCGGUGGAUUAGCAAGUGCAAAUACAUUGGUAGCACAAAUUAAGAAGUAUGAUGCAUUUGAACCACCAUAUAAUUAUAUUUUUGUGGAAGGAGUUGAAUCUCCACAAACCUG
Cetraspora pellucida is the source of this 1388-nucleotide messenger RNA. NCBI's taxonomy places the organism in Eukaryota, Fungi, Glomeromycota, Glomeromycetes, Diversisporales, Gigasporaceae. The record is from the annotation of a GenBank genome assembly.